Ixodes scapularis (black-legged tick) is the source of this 2229-nucleotide messenger RNA. RefSeq lists its product as uncharacterized. Lineage: Eukaryota; Metazoa; Arthropoda; Arachnida; Ixodida; Ixodidae. The record is from RefSeq and is a predicted model, not a curated record. Gene Ontology annotation, biological process: phospholipid metabolic process; arachidonate secretion. The coding region runs from base 512 to 1765 and encodes 417 amino acids. The transcript is spliced from 7 exons.
AUUUCCGACCCGACGGCAGCUCACAUCGGCGGCCAGCCGCCGCGCUGCUCCCGUCUUGCCGACUUGAGGUAAACGGCGCGUCGUUUAUAUGCAACCUUGAAAGUGAAACUGGUCUCGGAGGUGGCUCGUCGUCGGCUCGCUAAGCUCCGACGGCGCAUCGAUGAUCCGUGUGGCGGCGGCGACGGCGGCGUUAGUGGCGGACCUCAGCCUACAAGGCCGUCCGGGAGUUUUGAGCAACUCGGGCGGAAAGAUUUUGUGUCUACGGGUGAUUCGCGAGUGCGUGUGUGUCGCGGCGUGCGUUAAGGCGUCGCCACGUGUUGCGCAUGCGCCGGGAAAUACACGAUAGAGAGUGUAAGCAGAAGUAAGCUUGACGUCCUCUUCGAGGAGUGUGUUAUCUACUGCUCCUGUGCGCUGCUGUCGGGUGAUUUGGCGAGAGCGACGUCAGGGAGUUCAGGUGUCCAGAGGCUGCUUUGGAGGUUCUAGGCUGCUGGCAGAGGAUCUCCUUUACACCAUGACAAGGACGUGGCUUCUGACGGCGUGCCUCCUGGCCUACGCCGCUAAGAGUACCUACGGACAGCGCGGCGGUUUUAACCCACUGGGCUCCUUGGGAUCCCUGGGUUCCCUAGGCUCCGUGGGAUCGAGUCUGAAUCCUGUCAAUAUCGGCACUCAGACCUGGGACCAGACGUUCGGGAAGCUGACAAAUACCACUUCUGGAGAUAUUGCAAGGCGGUUCACCGAAAGUGCCAUCCCCGGCGUUCGCCACCGAAUCGUCACGGAUGUCCCCCUGGGCGGUCACAAGCUGGCCGAAGUGUUUCAGGACGCCAACGACACUGUGCUCGACUGCAACCUCCUCGGUGACAAGGUUCUCAUCGAGAGUGCUCUGGCGGUGAUUCCCGAAAGCCUCCUCACGAAAGUGACGCCAGAAGAGAUGCAGUAUUUCCUGGACCUGUGUCACAACAGGGACCCCAAUGCCAAAAAGGGAGGCCUAAAAUCCUUCUUUGAAUUCAUCGGCGACAUCUUCAAGAGCCUCUUCAUAUUCCCCGGUACCAAGUGGUGCGGAGCCGGAGACGUGGCCAAGAACUACGACGACCUGGGAGUGAACAAGGCGACGGACAUGUGCUGCCGAGAACACGACCACUCGGGAGAGAGCAUCGAGGCACUGAAGUCCAAGCACGGCAUCACCAACACAAACCUCUACACAAUGACGAAUUGCAAGGACGACCGCAAGUUCUACAACUGCUUGUUAAAUGACAGCAGCCUUCCAUCUGCUGCUGUCGGAAAACUGUUUUUUAAUGUUCUUCGCACCAAGUGCUUCGACUACGCCUAUCCCAAGAAAUGCGUAAACAAUAACCAGUUCUACAUCCCGCUGGUUACCGAAAAAUGCAAGGAAUACCGGCUCGACGAAUCGGAGCCCAAAAAGUGGCAAACCUUCUCGCCUCCUAACUUUGCCAAGGACUACAUGAACAGGAAGAAGAGCCAGCCGACCCAAGCGCCUCCCAUGACUCCCGUGAAGGGACCGGAAACGGGGGCCCAGAACCCCAACCCCGCGGUUCCGGUCACCACCGAAGAACCCGAAGAGGAGCCCGUCUGGGAGGAAGAACCGGACACUUGGAACCUCAUCGAAGACAGCGACAUCAGCCCCGACGCGACGGAGGAACCAGUGUACGACGAGUCCCAGGAAGCGGCACCCACGACAAAAAAGCCAGUGAUCCCCAUUCCUGGACCCCUCGGCAAAUCGAAGCUUUUCGGAGACCUGGGCAAAUGAGAGCAGAUUACUUUUUUUUUGUAACUAUAGUCACUGUCCACUUAGGAAACGCAAAGCGUGGUCCAUUUUGUCUACGCAUCUUGCGUUGUGAUUGGGCCUUCGGCGUUUUAUAGACUAAUGCCGCUAUCUGAUUGGCGGCGGAGUAAUAAUAAGAUGCACAGGACUCGCUAUGCACGCUAUGUUUACGCAGGCUGUGUACACCUUAAACAUAGGGUGUAUGCACCCUAUGUUUUCUUAAGCUGUCACUGACUAUACUAAAAUUUACCGGUGAAGCGAGCUAGCGAAGCUCCGCCAUAUUUACACUCGUUACUGUUACCAUUGAACAGAUGCUUAGCACAGAGAACCGAAUCUUGUUCACCAAGACCCGGUUUCGCAAGGUGACGGCAAUAUGUUGUAUGGUUUUACUUUUUGCUAGGAUGAAUGCUGGCGCUGAUGUUUCAAAUAAAGAGCAUUUCUAUGAUGCC